This is a messenger RNA of Laetiporus sulphureus 93-53, 1542 nucleotides long. RefSeq lists its product as uncharacterized. The record is from RefSeq and is a predicted model, not a curated record. Lineage: Eukaryota; Fungi; Basidiomycota; Agaricomycetes; Polyporales; Laetiporaceae. The transcript has 2 exons. The coding region runs from base 13 to 1374 and encodes 453 amino acids.
CACUUUGCCAGGAUGUUUGAUCCUGAUGAAAGCUGGAGGUUGGAAAGUGUCGUCGACGAAGAAUAUAUGAGCGGGUUGGGCCGUCCUCUUCUUGGCUCCCGCUACAAGUCAGGCGAUACUGCAGUAAGGGAAGGUCUGAUAGGAUUUGCAGUUGACAAGCUCAUAAACCGCAAUAUGUCGGACCUUCUCACGCACAAUGACCCGAAUAGAAAAUUGGACAAAGAGCUUACCGACGCUCAGAAGUUUGCAUGUCUAUCUCAGCGCCUCGCGUUGGACUUCAUGUCCACACGAUACAUCAUGAAGGAAGAACAAGAACAAGUAGCAUCGCAUUUGCGCAUCUGUCUCAACAUCGACAACAACUUCAAGAGCAUGAAGACCGCUUCAGCAUCUGAGCCGAUGUUUGCGGAAGCCGCCUACAAAGUCAUGCAACAUUUCAACCCUGUUGCAGCUUUGCUACGCUCCUUGCAAGGUCUUCGCAUUCAUCAAGGCUAUCGCGGAGAACUGAUCGUCCUGUUGCUCCUAACCAUGGCCCGCGACCUUGCCGUCGGACCCUCAAGGCUGGACGGACGGCCUGCCAGUGGUAAAAGUGGUCGUAUAUUCUCUAUGACCGAGUUCAUCCAACAACUCUUCCCGCGCUCGGCUAACACAAUCCUGGACGCUCGCCCCUCACGCGACGACGGGAUGACACACACCUUGCGGAAGCAUAUUGAAGGAUCCGUCGUUCAUUUCAACCAUUUCAUGCAGGUCCAUCAAGGGAGGAUGAUCAGGCGCAGAUUCAUCAUCCGUUCGAUGGCUCGGGGAGCGGCCAUCUUGCCGGGUUCGUCUGAGCCUGGCGUCGACUGCUUGUUCGGGUUUUGUGCGUUUGGCUCCUCGAUGCACAUCGGCAAUGUCGGUAUCUUCAUGUGCCAAGACACGCUCGGUCCACGGUACGCAGACGAACCAGAUUGGAGCUUGCACGAUGCUAUGGAUCCGACGAAGCUCGAGAUGUUUGAAGAGGAAGACGACGGGAUUCAUCGAGGAGCCGACGGGUCUGUCCUUGCACCGGUUCCCGUCAUACGUGUUGUCUUUGCUCUAAACGCGGACGAGUCGGUCGUGGUCGUGAGACCGAACACGGGUGAGGACCCCAAUCCUUUGUUCAGGACGUACGAUAUCUGGUGCGCCGGUAUCAGCAAGGAAGAGCUCGGGCCCGUCAAUUCCGAUAAUUUCGAUAGUUGGAUGGCUCUUCGCAACCGGGCUGAUGCUUGGCGUUCGACUUACGAGGAGCCGGGUGUCCCUGAGGAGCAGCUUGAAUUGCGAUGCAUGUUGACGCCUGGGGCGGCUGCGGAGGAGGCUUUCUUCGCGAACUGGGCGAAGGACCAUAUGGGGAUUGUCUGAUUUGGACGUUGGAUUGGACUUGUAUGGCUGAGAAUUGAUGGAGCUGGAGGAGAGGAUGGCUUUGCAUACGGGCGUAGAGAUCUGGAUUGCGGCAAGGUCACUUACCUCACGGACUCACGGACUCACGGUUUCGGAAUGGACGCAUCACGACCUGAAUAAAAAUUAUCG